Messenger RNA from Ceratotherium simum simum (southern white rhinoceros), 2798 nucleotides. It is a transcript of the gene POLH, whose product is annotated as DNA polymerase eta. Lineage: Eukaryota; Metazoa; Chordata; Mammalia; Perissodactyla; Rhinocerotidae. Gene Ontology annotation, biological process: response to radiation; error-prone translesion synthesis. Gene Ontology annotation, cellular component: nucleus; replication fork; site of double-strand break. The record is from RefSeq and is a predicted model, not a curated record. Gene Ontology annotation, molecular function: damaged DNA binding; DNA-directed DNA polymerase activity.
CCCGGCUGUGCGGCGGCUGCCCGAGCACUGAUCCUUUGCGACCCUUGGUCCGUUCCUCCGUCGUUACGGGGAAUAAAUCUCACUCGAAACCAGAAACUGGCCCGCUCCUGGAAAGGGGUCAGAUAUUGCAGAUCCCUUCGUCUUCCAGUGGACCCCCAGCCCAUCAUCGGCGGCGUCCGCGGUUGGCAGUUUUGCCCGGCGUUCGUCACCUUGAAAAAUGGCUGAUGGACAGGACCGGGUGGUUGUUCUAGUGGACAUGGACUGUUUUUUUGUUCAAGUGGAGCAGCGGCAAAAUCCUCAUUUGAGGAAUAAACCUUGUGCAGUCGUACAGUACAAAACAUGGAAGGGUGGUGGAAUAAUUGCAGUGAGUUAUGAAGCUCGUGCAUUUGGGGUCGCUAGAAGCAUGUGGGCAGAUGAUGCUAAGAAGUUAUGUCCAAAUCUUCUACUGGCAGAAGUUCGUCAGACACGUGGGAAAGCUGACCUCACCAAGUACCGGGAAGCCAGUGUGGAAGUGAUGGAGGUAAUGUCUCGUUUUGCUGGGAUUGAACGUGCCAGCAUUGAUGAGGCUUUUCUAGACCUGACCAGUGUUGUACGAGAGAGACUACAAAAGCUACAAGGUCAGCCUAUCUCAGCAGACUUGUUGCCAAGCACGUUCAUUGAAGGGUUGCCCCAAGGCCCUACAACAGCAGAAGGGACUGUUGAGAAAGAGGAGAUGCGAAAACAAGGCUUACUUCAAUGGCUUGAUUCUCUUCAAAUGGAUAACCCCACCUCUCCAGAGCUGCAGCUCACCAUGGGAGCAGUGAUUGUGGAGGAAAUGAGAGCAGCCAUAGAGAGGAAGACUGGCUUUCAGUGUUCAGCUGGAAUUUCACACAAUAAGGUCCUGGCAAAACUAGGCUGUGGACUAAACAAGCCCAACCACCAGACCCUGAUCCCACAUGGGUCAGUCCCACAGCUCUUCAGCCAAAUGCCUAUUAGCAAAGUCCGUAAUCUUGGAGGAAAGCUAGGGGCCUCUGUCAUUGGAAUACUGGGGAUAGAAUACAUGGGUGAACUGACCCAGUUCACUGAAUCCCAGCUCCAGAGUCAUUUUGGGGAAAAGAAUGGUUCUUGGCUAUAUGCCAUGUGCCGUGGGAUUGAACAUGAUCCAGUUAAACCCAGGCAAAUACCCAAAACCAUUGGCUGCUGCAAGAACUUCCCAGCAAAAACGGCUCUGACAACCCCGGAACAGGUACAAUGGUGGCUUUUGCAAUUAGCCCAGGAACUAGAGGAGAGACUAACCAAGGACCAAAAUGAUAAUGACAGGGUGGCCACCCAGCUGGUUGUCAGCCUUCGUGUACAAGGAGAUAGACGUUACAGCAGCCUGCGCCGCUGCUGUGCCCUUACCCACUAUGAUGCUCACAAGAUGAGCCAUGACGCAUUUGCUGUCAUCAGGAACUGUAAUACUUCAGGAAUCCAAACUGAAUGGUCCCCUCCCCUCACAAUGCUUUUCCUCUGUGCUACCAAAUUCUCUGCCUUUACUCCUUCAUCUUGCACAGACAUCACCACUUUCCUGAGCAGUGACCCAUGUUCAAUGCCAAAGGUGCCAAUUACUAGUUCAGAAGCUAAGACUCAAGGAAGUGGCCCAGCAGUGACAGCCACUAAGAAAGCAACCACUUCUCUGGAAUCAUUCUUCCAAAAAGCUGCAGAAAAACAGAAAGUCAAAGAAACUUCGCUUUCAUCUCUUACUGCCACUGCCCAGGCUCCCAUGAGCAAUUCACCAUCCAAGCCCUCAUUACCUUUCCAAACCAGUCAUGCUACAGGAACUGAGCCCUUCUUUAAGCAGAAGAGUCUACUUCUAAAGCAGACCCAGCUUAAUAAUACUUCAGUUUUCUUCCCUCCACAAAAUCCACGAUCCAGCCCUCAAGAGUUACCAAACGAUUUUGCAACAGAAUAUCCUGAUUGUGCCCCUGUCUGUGAAGAGGUGUUGAAGCUAGGAUCCUCUAGAGCAACUCCUGCAGAGAUGGAUUUGACCCAGAACAGCCCAAGCAGGCUUGCUUCUUUAACUUCCAAGUGUGCUCUGGAGGGAGCGCAGAAGGCAACUACCACCCCAAGUCUCCUGGCUGCUGAGGACCAAAUGCCCUGUGAGAAGUGUGGCUCUCUGGUACCUGUAUGGGAGAUGCCAGAACACACGGACUAUCAUUUUGCAUUGGAGUUGCAGAAAUCCUUUUUGCAGCCCUACUCCUCAAACCCCCAGGUUGUUCUUGCCAGUUCUCCUCAAAGCAAAAGAAAUCCCAAGAGCCCUUUGGCUUCCAGUAGUAAACGCCCUAGGCCUGAGGGCAUGCAGACAUUGGAAUCAUUUUUUAAGCCAUUAACACACUAGUACUGCCCUUAGGCUUGCUGUAGGGUUUUAAUAUUUUAUCUGUAACCUAGGAGAUGGAAAUAUGUUCACUUCUCAAUGAAAUUCGUAACUUUAUGAAGUUUUUAAUACGAAAAGUAAUCCAGCUAGAUGCUGAGUUAAGGCUCCCAUCUUUUCACAGGCAUGGAUUCUAAUCCCAUUGCUGAUAGAGAUGUACAAAUUUAUCUUCCAGAGAUAUAACUGCUUUGAGUUUUUAAUUGUUGGAGUUUAAGAAGGCAGCGUCAUAUAGUAAAAAAUGUGUGGGCCUUGAAGCCUAAGAGAUGUGGUUCCAAACCUGGCUCUGCCUCGUGGAAUAUGGCCUUGAGCAAGUCACUUUCCUCACUUUUCCCCAUCUGUAAAAUUGAGAUAAUACCUUAUGGAUUAUUGAAGAUUAAGAAUGAUGUAUUUAAAGUAGGUAGCUUAAAGU